Molecule: messenger RNA, 3602 nt
Organism: Musa acuminata AAA Group (dessert banana)
Lineage: Eukaryota; Viridiplantae; Streptophyta; Magnoliopsida; Zingiberales; Musaceae
Exons: 13
Coding region: 52-3030 (992 amino acids)
Biological process (GO): regulation of telomere maintenance
Cellular component (GO): nucleus
Source: RefSeq, a predicted model, not a curated record
AACCCUAAUAUACCCCAAUCCUUUUCAUUUGAUCCCAAGAUCGAGCUCGCCAUGGAUGAAUCAUGGCGAUUCCGGCCGGCGCAAGGUCACCUCUGCCCCGUUUGUUCGAUUCCUCACUUCCCUUUCUGCCCGAUUCCUCCGCCGCCGCUGACUCACGCCUUCGACCGCUACCAUACCGCUGCCGACGAGUUCCAUCGCUUCCCUCCCGGACUUGCCCCACCGUUCCCUCACGAACCUCCUCCCUGGGAUCACCGGGAGCCGCUACCGAUUCCGUACGCACCUGAACCCUGGGGCGUGAAUCGACCCUUUGAGAGGAAUCCCUUACGUCCUGUUACCCAUCCGCCGCAGCGGUUUCUCCAAGAUGAAUUCUUGGGAGGAGAGACCUCCUAUAAGAGGAUGCGUGUUGAAGACUCGCUCAUGGGUACUUUCCACACUCCGUCGUCGCACGAUCGUUAUGAGUUCGCUCCUGGGAGGACCUCGUCUGAUAAUGAGCGUAGGCUUAAUUUGAUUCGAGAUCAUGGGAAGCCGAACCCUGUGGAAGGGCCGCCACGAUCUAGUGGCGAGUUUCUGCCAGAUAGAUUUGUGCGUGAUGGUAUGCUUCCACCAGAUACGUUCGUCUUUAAUGGUCCGCAGAAUCAGUACAGGGACGUUGUGGUAGAUCAUGGCUUUGAUGGCCCAAGGAUUAGUUCUGUUGGCAGAAGUGGUCAAAUCUUGCCUUUUGAAUCGACUUUUGGAUCCCAGAACCAGUUUUUGCGACCAACUCCAUUGGAAGAACAUCGGAAUUUUCCAGGAGCUUUGAGUUCUCAGGGUGAUGAUCAGUUUGUGUCACGUGAAAGAUUGGAUUUUGAAAGAGUUGGGCCGAAUGAUUCACGUUUGGGUGAGUAUAGAAAUGCGCAUUAUGAGAGAGAGGAUUUUGGCAGGGGCCCAGAGGUUGGAAAUGUUCACUCUGACAUUUCUUUUCAGCGGUAUGACAGCUGCAAGGAUGGUGGUUCUAUGUCUAGUUCAGAAUAUAAUGCAGCCCAUGUAAAAGACAAACAGCGCUUUUCUGUGAUGGGUCAUCGAGUUAUAUAUCAUACACCGGAUCAUGUAUCAUGCAGCAAACUUGAUGGGUAUGAUCAGCAUGAUUUCCAAGAGCUUCAUCCAUCUAAGAAUUCCCCUUAUCCAUUGCCAAAGCAGCCACAAUAUUCAGAACAGGGAAGCCAUCAUCUUGCACAAGAUACAGUUGGUAAUGAACUGAAAGGCUCCUAUCCAGCAUUUGGAGACCCUACAGGAAACAUAUUUGAUCUCACGAACCAAUGGACUGAGGCUCCUGAAUCUAAAGUUCCAGAUGCCAAUGAUAUUCACAGACUGUUAAAACCAGUAAAUUACACAUUGGUAGAACAGUCUAGUGCAAAGAAUCAUGUUGUACAAGGUGGUCUGCGACCCUUGCCUGGAAUGAAUAACAGUAAUGGCAUGAUAGAGGAAAUGCAUCGUCAAAUACAUACUCCUGGACUAUAUCCUUCUGUAUCACCACCACCUCUUUCAGCUGGACAUCGUGAACCAUUUCUAAAUCACAUCCCAGCGACAUCUUCAGUGCCAAGUGUGCCACCACCAACAUUGUUUCCUGUUCUAGCAAGUGCUUCAGGAACAACAUCCCUUCCACCUAAUCAAAUAUUCCCGGACCCUCAUGCUUUACCACGAGGCAGCGGCUAUGCUGAGCAACCUCCUCAUCCUACUGAGAUAGUUUCGGAGGAUUUGCAUCCCAUCCAACAAGCACCAUUAAAGCAGUAUCCAGAAGCAGUACCAAAUGUUUCAGCGAAUCGGCCUUUUAACAUUAAAUCAACUAUUGUUGAUGUUUGUGACUUGCUUAAGCAACCACAUCGUGCAUCUCGUCCUGAUCAUAUUGUUGUCAUCCUUCGUGGACUUCCAGGUAGUGGAAAAAGCUAUUUGGCAAAAACGUUGCGUGAUCUUGAGAUUGAAAAUGGUGGAAAUGCUCCAAGAAUUCAUGCAAUGGAUGACUAUUUCAUGAUCGAAGUUGAAAAGAAAGUUGAUGACAAUGAAGGUUCUAAGUCCUCUAGUUCAUCCAGAGUAAAGAAACAGACUACUAAGAAAGUGGUUGAAUAUUGUUAUGAGCCUGAAAUGGAGGAGGCAUAUCGGUCGAGCAUGUUGAAAGCAUUUAAGAAGACUCUUGAAGAAGGAAUAUUCACAUUUAUAAUUGUGGAUGACCGCAAUCUGCGGGUAGCUGAUUUUGCUCAAUUUUGGGCAGUUGCUAAGAGAUCGGGCUAUGAGGUAUACUUGCUGGAAGCUCCAUAUAAAGAUCCAACGGGUUGUGCUGCUAGGAAUGUGCAUGGUUUUACCCAAGAAGACAUACAAAAGAUGGCAGAAAAAUGGGAAGAAGCUCCACUUUUAUACCUGCGACUUGAUAUCCAGUCAUUGUUCCGUGGGGAUGAUCUGAAUGAGCACUCUAUUCAAGAGGUUGACAUGGACAUCAAUGAUUCGGACUGUGAUGAUGAUGGUACCAAGUUGCAGGAUGAGGAAAGCCUUAAGCCUUCUGAACCAAAAUCAGUGGAUUAUGUACCUGAUAAAGAUUUAUCAAAAGUUGGAGAAAAAUGGGACUCUGAAGAAGAGGAGGAAGGACAGACGAGAAUCAAAGAAUUAGGGAGCAGUAAAUGGUCAAAGGAUUUGGAAGAAGAUAUUGAAAACUCAGAAAAUGUCAGAGGAAAUAUAAAUGCUCUUUCUGGCCUAAUUCAAGCUUAUAGCAAGAGUGGAAAAUCUGUUCACUGGGGUGAUCAGGCUGACAAGAGUGGAUUUUCAAUUGGUGCUAUGAAGAAACAAAUUUCCUUGAUCAUUGGUCCAGGAUCAGGUUACAAUUUGGCCUCGAAUCCGAUGGUUGAAGACCAGGAUUCUGUGGGAGCAACUGAGAGCAGUAGUAUGAGUGAAUCAAAAAGACGAUUUAGUGAAAAACUACGUGCUGAGCAUGAGUCUUUCAGAACUAUUUUCAACAAAAGACGGCAGCGCAUCGGAGGGUUCUUCAAUAUGGAAGAUGACUAGGACAGUCAUGGCAUUUUGCUAUAUCUGAGUUCUGGUGUUCCUUAUCCUCUAACCACAUCAUGCAUACAUCAAGUUGGGCUGUUGCUCAGAUGGUCUCUGGAGAUGAGGUCAUUGCUUAAAGCCUCCCAAGAAACAUCAAGGGGCCGGUUUGAUGCCCCUGACAAUUCGCCAACUCCAUUGCUCAUUUAAGCAGGGGGAAGCAAGUUAUCUCACUCUUGGGAAAUCCUAUUACAAAAUUUCCGAUACCUUUGAUGUCAACGAUGUUUAUUGGGGAUGACGAACAACAUAUUCAGUAUUCAUGCUCGUUCUGCUUUGCAGAUUUGUUCAGCAGAUUGUCGCUGCAAUAACUCUAUCGGCUGCUGUAUAAUGAUUUGUAAGCAUCCAGAACAUCAGACAAAAUGCCACAGAUGUGGAUUCAUAUUGUUAGUUUCCUUUCUGAUGAAAUUUCAUUUUAAGAGCUUUUGCAAAAAUUGUUCUUCUGGCAGCAAGUUUUGUGGUGUAACAGUAUUCAACAUAUAUAUAUAUAAUCUGGAUGGUGUACUUAUUUUUUUUUAAGAGAGAAAUUUUCACUA